This is a messenger RNA of Salvia miltiorrhiza (redroot sage), 923 nucleotides long. Its product is annotated as cyclin-dependent protein kinase inhibitor SMR10. The transcript has 2 exons. Bases 300 to 737 code for a protein of 145 amino acids. Lineage: Eukaryota; Viridiplantae; Streptophyta; Magnoliopsida; Lamiales; Lamiaceae. The record is from RefSeq and is a predicted model, not a curated record. Gene Ontology annotation, biological process: regulation of DNA endoreduplication.
UUUGGAGUGCGUGGGAGUGUGUGUGAGAGAGAGUGAGGGAGACAGAUUUAAUUAAUUUGUAGAAAAAGGUAAAAUAAAGCAUAUAAUGAGAGUUAGUGUACAUCGGAUCCUUCGCCAAGCUACUGUUUGAACGCCUCCACCUUCUGUAACAGUACCACAUCUUCUCUCUCUCUCUCUCUCAUCUUAAUUUCUUCCAAGCUGAGGAGAAAAUCAGCAACGAGAGAAGAAGACUGCGAUAAAUCCUUCAACAAACUGCCAAAUAAUAUGAAAUCGACCAGUUUUCGUCAUUUCUGAGGAGGAUGUCUGGCAAGCCGCAUAUAUUCCAGGUCGACAGAAACGAUGAUGAAGAAAAAAUCAGCAUCUCAGAAACUGCUGCUGAAGAGAGAGAGAGAGAAAAUUUCGAAGACGAAACCGAUCAUCGGCAGCACCCAAAAGAUGUCGCCAAGAAAGAAGACUGCGAAAGCGAUAAAGCCACAGUUUCUGAGAGAGGAUCAGACGCAGUCGACGACGGCUUCAAAACUCCCACCUCCUCCGAUCACAGAAUUCCGGCGAUCACGCAGUGCCCGCCGGCGCCCAUGAAGCCCCGCCCGCCGCCGCCCAGGCUGAAGCGAAAAGCAUCAUCGCCGCCGCCGGCCGAGAUCGAAUCCAUCUUCCGCUCCAUCGCUAACGAUCAAGACGACGCGCACCACCACAAAUUCAAGAAAGCUCGAACCGAUGAUCAAGACCGAUCAUCGUAAAUUUGUUGGUACGAAACUUAACGUAAAGAAGAAAAUUGAUUGAACUUACAUUCUUUUUUCCUUCUUCCGAUGUUGUAAUGUGCUCUCGAUCGAAACUCACGAUCGGUAUAUUUACAGUGGGGAGAAAAUCGUACCGUUGUAAAAUUUUAGUGAUAAUGUUCAUUGAAUAUAAUUUGGCUUAACUAA